AUGGUCGAUGCUUGUUUGCAGCAUCGUUUGGUGGCUGCUGGGGGCGAUGAGAUCCAGCUGGCUCGCUGGGAUUUGGUCCGCACUGCUGAGAUCUUGUCGAAGCUCUUGGAGGCAAACCUGAGUGUCCAGGCUUUGGGGAGUGAUUGGCCGGACGACAAAGCGGUGAUUGAUGCAGCUCUAUUGGCAGGGCGUGAUGCUGCUGAAGCCUUGGCAAAGGCAGAAUUUGAGGCCGAGGCAGAGAGGAUUUUGAGUAGUGCCAAUUUGAGUCAAGAAGCGAUACAACAUUUUACCUCCAAGAUCCAAAAGAUGGCCGAGAUGUGCGGGGAUUCCGUGGAAGCUCACUCCCUUGCUGGAGAUGAAAAGUCGAUCCUGGACACAGACAAUAUGACACUUGAGGAAGCUCGCAUUGCCAAGGACAUUGCAGACUAUGCGGAAGGCCUUUGCCAGUCUGAUGUGUUGGAUCUGGACUUCUUCGUGGGUCAAUUUGAAGAUGAGUCUCCUGAGUGCAGUGCGCUGGUCUCCAGCUCAAAACUGCUCCAGAUGGAGAAACAUCUCUCAAGCUUGGAUUUCUAUGCCAAGUCUGCCCUGGUGCUUCACGACAAUGAGAACAACUUGGGCCACCACUUUUCGAAGAAGUUGCAGAAGAACUUGGGCCAUUCAGAAGUGCAGCUAGAGCCCUUGCUGAUGGAGGCUGUUCUGAAUCAUGGCUCCAGCAAGCCCCGAAUGGCUCGGCUGUUGUACCUAGAGCGGCUCUAUUACGACAAGGUCCAUGGCUUCACAAAGCAACAGUACUGUGAAUCAAACUUCCACUUGCGAGAGGAACAACCACAACAUUGGAUCAGCCAAAGUCAGGAAAUCCAAGACUAUGUCGACUGUGUGUGCGUGAGCCAUCGGCCUGCAUUGUGGUGUGAUGCCGCUCAUGCCGAACCGUUGGCCCUAUUGCAGCCGACAGUGGUGCGUCGCUUGCAAGAAGCCGCUCGGAAGGUCAACUCACUGAACUUGAUGCAGAGUGGUGCUCCUGUUGGCUUGGGUCCUUGCCAAGAUGCUGAGGGCAAACCUGCUGGCUUUGACUGUUCCUUGUGUGUGAAUGGGGCCAAUUGCAUCAGUGCAAGUGGCUCCUUCAGCGUUGAUGUCUUUAGCUCCCUGAAGGAACUCUUGGGCCAAUCAAGCAACUGCAUUUCUGGCUACUGCUCGCCAUGCAUGGGUGUCAAGCCAGGAGAUCCCUUCCAGUUCAAAUUAGAUCUGGGUGUGGCAGUCUCAAAGUGUGGCAGCACUGCAGAUUAUUUGGCAUCCUUCCACUACUUUGCAGAGCUCAAGAUGUGCAUUGGGGGUGUUCUGGGUGAAGCUGCUGACCAAAUUGGUUGGGCACUUUGCCAAUCCCUUGGAAAGUUGGCGUAUUAUCCCUUCAUCAGCAAGCUCCACUUCUCAGUUGGCCUCCCAAUACCUUUGCCUCCUCCAAUUGGGGUUCGGGCUAGCGCAUCUGUAAACUUGAAUUUGGGGGACCUCACUUCGGCUGUCUACAACCACUGCUCAACCUUGGGGCCUGCUGCCCACUUCAGAUGCCUCGAGGAAUUCUUUGCUGCGCGGGGUGUCACAAGUGUGGAUUUCAAGAUCGAAGUCCUCCUCGGUGUCAGCAUUCCUUUCGUCGGCACUGUUGGCAAAUGGAUCAAGGUGCUGGGCUUUGGCUUUGCCGAGCACGACAACAGCCGCCAGAUUGCUAUGAACAAAGCCGGUGUGACCAUUGUGCACAUCGGUGCCAGUCCGUGGCGCCAGAUCUGUGGGCGUGCUUUCUCGGGAGUCAGUUGUGAGCCAUACGCUGGUGACGGGGACUACCGGGCCAACCCUGACUGCAGAAGUUGUGGCGAUGAUUUCAGCAUUUGGCGCGCUGAUCCUGCCAACAGCCGCUCCGUUUGCAUCCGCCGCGAUGAUCAUCACGGAGGCUGGGGAAUGAACUUGGAGAUUGCCUGUCCAGUUGACAACUCGCACACGAAGAUCAUUGUGCCCAUUGGAUCCAGCUCCACCAGAACCAAAUGUGCCAUGCCAAGUGAGCCAGUGACAUGUCGUUCAGAUGCAGGAAAUCAAGGUGUCCGUUUGGGUUUUGACACCCAUGGGGAUGCCUACAACGUGUACAAGGACUUGCAGCUUGAAUGUGAUCCAACAGGUGGAGCGCAGUCAUACUCGGUGUCAACCGUUCACAUUGGCAACAGUGAUUCAAAUCUGCGGUGCGUACUAGCCAGUCACGAAUAUUCUUGCGAUGCCUUUGCCGGUGACGGCCACUAUCGUGUCAACGACGACUGCCGCCAUUGCGGCGAUUCCUUCUACAUCAGUGUCAACGAUGGCUAUGUGUGCGCAGAUCGGACCGAUUAUCAUGGUGGCUGGGGCUUGGAUCUCAAAAUCUCGUGCAAAAAUUAUGGCUUUGUCCGUGAAACUGUGGAGAUCAACAUGGGCUCAAGCGGUUCAAAUGAGAAGUGCAUCGUGGCCCCCAAGCCAGUGAUGUGUGCUUCAUAUGCAGCCAACAGAGGCUAUCGCCGGAACAAUGACAACUAUGGGGAUGCGUUCUCAAUCCGGACCUACGACCAUGGAGGAUUUCAUGUGUGUACAAGGAGGACUGAUUACCAUGGUGGCUGGGGAAUGCAUUUGAAGUUCACCUGCGUCCGAGACUUGGAUCCAAGCUCCUUGAGCCUGAGCUUCGACACGGAUCGUGUGACUUUCGCAGCCUCUGAUCUCAGCUCAAAGGAGUAUUCCUUGGAGCUGGAGCUUGAUCAGGAUAUCGAACCGGACUUGUGCAAAUGGGAGCGGCUUCAGCGGAAGGAUCGCUUCGGGGAUGCUGUGUUGGCCACGCUGACCAAAGUGUUCCCGGCAGGAUGGUCCACGCUGGCUGUGGAUCAAGGCCGCUUUCCUCGGCAGGUGAUUGAUCGGGACUGGGCCCGAGAUGAUUUGGGUGAGAGCCAUGAAGAGGUCAAGACCUUGACGGGCAAGACGAUCACCCUCGAUGUAGAGGCAAGUGACACGAUCGACAAUGUGAAGGCUAAAAUCCAGGACAAGGAGGGCAUUCCACCUGACCAGCAGCGGCUCAUUUUCGCUGGCAAACAGUUGGAGGAUGGACGCACCUUGUCUGAUUACAACAUUCAGAAGGAGUCCACUCUUCACUUGGUAUUGCGUCUUCGAGGAGGAUGCUGCUGGUUCUUCAGCUUCAUGAUCAUCCUCACGAUCAUUGCCUUGCUGAUCCUCAUGCCAUGCACCUGCGGUACCUCCGCGUGUGUCAUUCCAUUUCUGAUCCCGCCGCUGUUGGCUUCAAUAUGCGAGAACUGCUUGUAUGGCAGUCUCCAGAAGACCCCUCCAGACCGAUGGAUGACAAGAUAUUCUGUGCCAAGCGAAGGCCCAUAUCCAGCGAAGGCCCAUCUUGACGCUCUCUCCGCUUACAGCGGAUUUGCAUCCAGCUGA
Molecule: messenger RNA, 3444 nt
Organism: Durusdinium trenchii
Lineage: Eukaryota; Dinophyceae; Suessiales; Symbiodiniaceae
Source: the annotation of a GenBank genome assembly